Rotaria socialis is the source of this 2325-nucleotide messenger RNA. NCBI's taxonomy places the organism in Eukaryota, Metazoa, Rotifera, Eurotatoria, Philodinida, Philodinidae. The record is from the annotation of a GenBank genome assembly.
AUGAGCAAUCGCAAAAGGGCUGAGAUGCAAUUACAAAGUUUACUCAAUGAAUCAGAAAAAUCAUUACCUGCAUUUGUACGCCGUGCCGGUGAUAAUCUAGGUAGUGAACAAUUAUCCGUUGAACAAAUAUCAAAAUUACUGAAAACUCAAGAAUUUCUUAUCAGACGUCUUGCGUGCAUUUUCUACUCGUCAACAAAGAAUGUGCAAGAUGUAAAAACACUCACUAAACUUCAAGCACAAAAAUUAACAUGUAUUCUCAAUGGUACUAUGGAAGUACGUGCGCUUGUAUUUUUCAUGAUACUCGACGAAACCGGUGAUGAAUAUGUGACCAGGGCUGGAAUGACAGAUUUUUAUGAAAAAUAUUUCAAAGGUCUUAAAAUUUUAGAUGGAGAUCGAAUACAAGAGGUUAUUCAAGUACUUCUGCAAAAAUUUCAUCUUGAUCAAAAGGAUAAAAUAGAUUUUGAAGAAUUCUACUCAAUUGUAUAUAAAGAUCUAACAUUUCUUGAAUGUCUGUCACAAUUUACGGUUCAUCCAACGUGGUUUACGAACUCUCCAUCGAGCCAACCAGCAAAACAGAGUAAAUUUCAAGAAUUACUUUCAAAUCAUUGUUGCAAACGAGAAAAUAAGGAACAAAAGAAAACUAAGUUAUCAAUGGCUUAUAUGAAGAAUAAUCUUUCACGUAUAAUCAUGUUAAUUGUUUAUUUAUUAAUUAAUCUUGGCCUAGUUAUAUAUGUUAUUUGGUAUCGAACAGUCAAAGUAAAAUCAAAUGUACCAAUCAUAUUUGCUCGUAUUUUUGGCAUGUUACUGAAUUUCAAUUGUACAUUUAUUAUUGUACUCAUGCUUAAGCAAACGAUACUAAUCAUUCGAAGCAAUAAAUUCUUACGAAAAUGUAUACCUGUUGAUGAUCAUAUAGAUUUUCAUAAAGUUGUAGGACGUAUUAUUGUGGUUUUUUCUAUUUUACAUACUGUUGCACACGUAGUCAAUGUUGGAGUAUAUAACAGCCAUUCCUGGGUGGCAUAUCUGUUUACCACAGAACCAAAUAUUGGAUGGAUUGGUGGCUUUGCAUCAUUGAGUGGUUUUCUUCUAUGUAUUAUUCUGACUCUAAUGGUGGUUUGUUCCAUGAGAUGGAUUCGACGUGGUGGACACUUUCAAGUAUUCUAUUGGUCACAUUUAUUGUAUUUGCCUUUUUAUAUAUUGCUUAUUAUUCAUGCUCCGAAUUGUUGGAAAUGGAUUAUUGGCCCAUUAUUCAUUUUUUUCCUUGAAAAAGUCUAUUCAAUUGUUACCAGAUAUUCAUCAAGAAAUGGCCGAACUUAUAUUCAUUCAGUUAGGAUUGAACAAUCGAAUGUGAUUAGUUUAAAUAUUCAUCGACCAAAACAUUUUAAUUUUCAAUCUGGUGAUUAUAUCAGCAUUAAUAUACCACGCGUUACUCUCUAUGAAUUUCAUCCAUUCACAAUCAGUAGUGCUCCAGAAGAAAAAGAUUAUAUACGUGUACAUAUUCAGGCAGUAGGCGAUUGGACAAAACAAGUUUAUCAACGUUUCAAAGAAAUGUCAGAAGAAGAAGCGCAUGAAAAUCAAAUAAAAAUCUAUCGUGCCGAUAUUCAUCCACACGAAUCAUUAGCUAAUUUUCAAAAUGUAGAACACGAUCAAACUGGUAAUCAAUCGAAUGUGAAGUCGAAUAAACGAGAACCAAUUUUUGUCAAAGGACCUUAUUCAUCGUGUGCUCGAUAUGUAUUUGAUUGUAAACAUGUUGUUUUAAUCGGAGGAGGUAUUGGUGUAACACCGUAUGCAUCGAUUCUAUCAAGUCUGAUGGCACAAUUUUGUGCAUCGUCUAUUAUUUGUAAACAUUGUAAUCGCACGAAUUAUCUCUCAACAGGUCUGAGCGGAAAACGUCGAUUACAAAAAGUUGAUUUCGUCUGGGUAAAUCGGGAUUACAAAAAUUUCGAAUGGUUCCUCAAUCUUCUUCGUCAAUUUGAACAAGAACAAGAAAAUUAUUUAGCAUUAAAUCCAAAUGAAAAACGUUUUCUUGAUCUACAUUUAUACUUUACUGAAAUAAAACACGAUGAAAAUAUUGGUAAUGUACCAUUAGAAUUUGUAACGAAGACCUGGGCAGAAAUGACUGGACAAGAUAUAUUUACAAGUUUAAAAUGUAAAACACAUUUUGGGCGACCUCAAUGGGAAAAAUUAUUUCAUAGUUUUCUAUCAACGGAAAACACUUCCACCGCUAAUGAUGUUAGCGUCUUCUUCUCUGGGCCAUCCAGUAUGGGCGACACGAUUAAAAAUCGUUGUAGAGCAUUUCGAUUUCGAUAUUAUGAAGAAAACUUUUAA